AUGCCAGACGUUCAGCCUUCUACCCGCAUCAAAUGUAACGGCCAACGCCCUUCAUGCAUCAAUUGUCAGACAUACGAAAAAGACUGCGUCUACCAACCUGUUCCCGACGCCAAUAAAGCGGAAGGACGGCAGAGACAUCAACGUCUCAAGACCAAAAACCGUAGCGUCAGCGUCAAGGCUCGGACUGUGUCCCCAUGUGCCAGCGCUAGCGGGGUAGUCCGGAGGUCCAACGAGGUGGCAGCACCAACGUCAGCCUCGUCGGUGACGGGUGAAAGUGAAGCAGCCGCAGUACCAGAUGAGCGUAGUAGUCAGCAAGCAAGAAGAAAGAGUCAUGAUGGCACCCGCGGUAGGGGUAGUAGCAGUAGUGGUGACACAAAGCCUGCAAUUGUUCCUCGACAACAAUCCUGGGAUGAACCUGCCCCAGACUCUUCCUCACGACCCAUGGAUCCAGGUGUUGCCCGUCUUCUUGUCCUAGCCAAUGGCGAAUCGAGUUAUCACGGCCGUACCAGCGCGCUGUUUGAAGAUAAUGCCCAAGACCAAGAGCGGCCUGUAGAGCAGGAGAGCAAUCCGCGAAUGCCGGACCACUGGGUAGAACGUGGUCUUAUCGCAGAGGCGGCCAAGCAACGCCAAUUGGAGGACAUUCACUACAGCAAGGGCCAGCUCGACUUUGACGGCGUCGAUCCUGACUUGGGAAUGCAUCUCCUCUCGCUCCACUGGAACCGACAGCACCACUCGUUCUUGAUUACCUAUCGGCCAGCCUUUAUGCGGGACAUGGCCUGUGGUGGACCCUACUUUUCCAAGCUUUUACUCAACGCCAUCUACUUUGGUUCAUCAAAGUUCAGCCCGCGCCUCGAGGUUCGUAAGGACCGAAGCGAUGUGCGUACCGCGGGAUGGAGGUAUCGCGAGAGGGUGCGCGAGCUGUUGGGCGGUUCGCUCGACAGGAGCGACAUCACCACUAUCCAAGCGCUGCUUGUUAUGACCAAUUCGUUGUUUGCACUUGGUGAUGAAAGAAGUGCUGCGUGGUUGUAUGCUGGACUCGCGUUCCGCAUGCUGAUCGAUCUCGGGCUUCAUGUCGACUUGACAAACUCGCAUAUCUUUUCAGAUGAAGACCUCGAGAUUCGUCGUCGAGUAUUUUGGGGAGCUUUCGUGGUCGACAAGAUACAAAGUCUGUACCAAGGGCGUCCUGUCACUCUCAAAGAAGCAGACGCCAUGGUCCCUAUCAAGUUCGUCGACACAUACUCGGAGCUGGAAUUCUGGCAACCCUUUGCCUACUCGACAUCCAAGAACGACUACUCAGGUUCACCGGCCUACAGCAUCUCGACCUUCACUGCCUUGUGCAAGCUGUCCAUCGUGAUGAGCGACAUCAUGAGCUGCAUCUACACUGUGCGGACGACAGAUCAGAACCCAGGCGAGCUUUCCACCAUGCUGGACAAGCUGCAGCGCAAGCUACGUGAAUGGCAGGAUGGGCUGCCUGAUCAUCUCAAGCCUGAAGCGGCGAGCCAGCCUGGCGCUGAAGUUCCUCCGCCUCAUGUUUUGAGUCUUCAUGCCAUGUAUUAUGUCCUUGUAAUACUUCUUCAUCGACCUUUUGUUGCCGAUGGUCAUUUGUACAACACUUUCCGUUCUAUCUCGGUUGACUCGGUUAUGAAAUGCUCCGCAGCGGCAUCCAGUAUAUGCACUCUUCUACGCGCCUAUCACCGCGCCUUUUCAGUUCGUCGCGCACCGUACCUCAUUUCUUACGCGACAUAUGUUGCUGCUACAAUCCACUGUCGUAUCGCCGCGAAAAACGGAAAGGGCUCCACAGCCUAUGCCAAUCUCAUGACAUGCCUGGCCGUCUUUAAAGAAAACCAAGAGACCAAUUCGGCGGUACAAAAGGCUGCGGUUAUUAUCCACAGGCUUAUGAGCAAGUAUGGUGUUGUGGUGGAAGACAUUCCAGAUGACGCAUUGGAUGCUGAACCGGCCACACGAACGCGGGAUCAACAGCCACAGCAACAACAACAGCGCAUCUCCAACCAACCCAACAAUAACUAUGAAGGUCUACCGAAUAGUGCCAAUCCUCGGAACAACAACGGUACACCUUCCAGUCAGGAAAUGCACACUGUCGAAUUGAGUCCCAACAGUGCUGUACCCUCGCCCGGAUCAGACUGGAUCAACAUCGAUGGCAUCAUCCAGAGCUUCCUCCGAGACAAUCAACAGAGCGACUUUAAUAACGAACCAACCGCAUACGGGGCGAACCCGAAUCAAGUUGGACCGUAUCCGCACCCCCAUGCCCAAUUCCAGCAUCAACAGCAGCAGCAACCUCCAAAAAUGGCGCAGCAGGCUGCUGAUGGGGAGCAUUAUCUCCACCAGCAACAACAGCAACCUGUCUAUUUCCCCGCAAAUAACUUUCCCACGGGAAUGAAUCCUGGCCUCAUGACUCCAAAUGUGUCGGUCCCGGCAACAGCUACCGAGAUGGAGAAUGGGAAUUCAUGGCAACAGCAACAGCAGACAUAUUGGCCAUCCAAUCAAGAUGCUGCCUUUUUGGAGGACCCGAUUUUCGGCUUCAACGGCUCCAAUUCUGGAGAGUUUCAAUACAUGGGUCGAUAA
Fusarium venenatum is the source of this 2583-nucleotide messenger RNA. NCBI's taxonomy places the organism in Eukaryota, Fungi, Ascomycota, Sordariomycetes, Hypocreales, Nectriaceae. The record is from RefSeq and is a predicted model, not a curated record.